This is a messenger RNA of Penicillium canariense, 708 nucleotides long. RefSeq names its product DUF1917 domain-containing protein. The coding region runs from base 1 to 708 and encodes 235 amino acids. The transcript has a single exon. The record is from RefSeq and is a predicted model, not a curated record. Lineage: Eukaryota; Fungi; Ascomycota; Eurotiomycetes; Eurotiales; Aspergillaceae.
AUGAAGCAGGAAGACGAAGACGGGCCAUCGACACACCAGCCAGUAGAGAAACGGGGACCUAAAGAGUCCAUACCUGCAUUCCUGUCUCGCCUUCCUCCAUCAAAAACCUCUGUCUCCCAAGCUGGUCCCUGGAUCUGGAUGUGCAAAAGGCAGCCUCAAGCGAAAGCGGGCGACGUUGCGACGCUGUUAAGAAAAGGCAACGAGCUCCUCCACGGCUACGAGGAAGAGGCCGCCGCUCUCCGCGCCGCACACGACAAGUCCGGCGCAAAAACCACCGCUGUACUCACUCGCAAACUAAACCCGCUGCGUCGCAUGCUGGAACAGAAUAUCUUUGCCUUGGCUAGAGAGACUGGUGUGAUAGCUGGCAAGUGGAUGUUCUUCCCCACGGUGGACCAUGUGGACUCGGUUUGGAAGACUGUCGUUACAGCUCUUGACAGGGGUGAGCUGGGGGAAUCUGCCAAGGUUGCGACGGAUGAUGGGUCCGGUCAGCCGCGGCUGGUCUGCGUCUACACGGAGGAUUUUAGUGACAAGGAGGAUGUGACGCGGGUGUUGAGGACAUUGGUUGAUAGUGGACUCGUGAAUGCGCAGUCGCGGCCGAUUUACUACAAGUGCGAUGCUUACACCUAUCUGGAUAUCAAAUCCAAGAAUGACUACGGACUCAAGGCGAGCUUGUUCUCGAGCCGGGAUGUGCUGACCGGAAAGUUUUGA